GCGCGGGUUUCCGUCGUCGGCGAGUUGCAAGUAACGAACGGAAACAGCAUGAGGGAAAACACCGUGAAAAAAGAAGCAGCCGUCAUUCAGAUAAUAAUUAACCUCGAUUAUUCCUCAUACCUUAAAGGUAUACCCAGAAAUUCAAGUUACUGUAUACUUCCGGUCGGGGAUGGAAGGACUGCGACUGGGUUUAUGGCUCCUUGGCGGAUGAAUGAAAAUCGCACGAUUUCGGAGCCGAUCCCCGAAUUAAAGAUAAAGUUGAGCAAGGGUGGAGAUCAGAAUCAGAAUAGUUUUCGCGACCACAAGUGCUCGCAGCAGCAAGUGUGGCCCGCAGUGUACAAGCCCGGUGACAUCGUCAGGGGUGUCGUUGAAACGAACUUUGACAGCGUCACCUGCGACACCAAAGACGGUAUCUGGAAGGCCCUCUGGCAACCAUCUAGACUGACAAGUACUUGGCAGACGUGCACAUCAUCCCCGCCAUCAGAGACCCACGUGCAGCCCUUGUCCAAGUCCCUUUUCCCAGACUUUGGUUCUCAAACCUUGAGCACCACUCGGUCCACCACUGUGAGUGCCACCACCAAGUCCUCGACAACUAGUUGCUAUGUAACGCCCUUGGGGGAUAAUUUUUUGGCUCAUCAGAAGGCCCUGUGGCAACCAUCUAGACUGACAAGUACUUGGCAGACGUGCACAUCAUCCCCGCCAUCAGAGACCCACGUAGUCGGGAACAGGUUCAGGGAAAAGGGUCUGAAACCAAGAGUUUGGAACUCGUGGCCUUUGGUCAAAGCGGCUCGUGAGAAGUUGCGUUUUGAGUGCACAUUGCCGGCGGCGAAUUUGCCGCAGACGUUUUUUGGGACCUAUGGCAAGAUUAGCUACUGGAUCAUUGCCCUGGUACAGGGAGAGAAACCCAUAUGGACCAUGCAGAAGAUUGUGGUGCUGGCCAAGCAAGGUGGUGAAAUAGCUGAGGAGGAUUUGCAGAAGCAUGAAGCCUGUUGCCUCAGAAGCAAAGGAGUGGUCGAAAUAGUUGUGAAGUUGCCAAGGAUAGCAUUCGCAGUGGGGGAAUGUAUUCCUGUGACCACGGAAAUAACAAAUUCGACCAAGUACAACAUCACUGGCUGCAAACUUUCCCUGUUCCAGUGGUCUGCGCCCGCAGAGAGUAAACCGAGGUGGCCAAACUGGUUCUUUCUGAAUUUGGCAGCUGCGGAAAUCCGCCAUCCCUCAUUGCGCUCGACUAUUGGCUCGAAUUUCAAGUCAAGGCCGAUUCCCGGGUUUUCGAAACCCAACGACUGA
Notodromas monacha is the source of this 1287-nucleotide messenger RNA. Lineage: Eukaryota; Metazoa; Arthropoda; Ostracoda; Podocopida; Cyprididae. The record is from the annotation of a GenBank genome assembly.